Staurois parvus is the source of this 492-nucleotide messenger RNA. NCBI's taxonomy places the organism in Eukaryota, Metazoa, Chordata, Amphibia, Anura, Ranidae. The record is from the annotation of a GenBank genome assembly.
AGGGAUUGGCGGAGAGAGGUGGAGGACACUGAAUGGAGGCCAGUGGAGGGAUUGGCAGAGAGGGGUGGAGGACACUGAGUGGAGGCUAGUGGAGGGAUUGGCAGAGAGAGGGGUGGAGGACACUGAGUGGAGGCCAGUGGAGGGAUUGGCAGAGAGGGGUGGAGGACACUGAAUGGAGGCCAGUGGAAGGAUUGGCAGAGAGGGGUGGAGGACACUGAAUGGAGGCCAGUGGAGGGAUUGGCAGAGAGUGGUGGCAGAUACAGAAUGGAGGCCAGUGGAGGGAUUGGCAGAGAGGGGUGGAGGACACUGAAUGAAGGCCAGUGGAGGGAUUGGCAGAGAAGAGUGGAGGACACUGAAUGGAGGCCAGUGGAGGGAUUGGCAGAGAGGGGUGGCAGAUACAGAACAGUUAGUAAGGUGAAUGAGUCUGGCAGAAGCGGAGGUGAAGUCUACAUGAUCUGGACAGCGGCAGAAAGGACAGAUGGGAGUCUAGGA